AUGACUUCUCCAAGAGCCCCCAAGGACAAGUUUUAUGAGAAGUUCAUCAACCCCUACUUUCCAGAGGUGAUGCAACACCCUCAAUCCAUUGAGAUGCGUGAGAGGAUGCUCCACAUCCGGGACAUUCUGGGGCAACGGAGGACCGGAAGCGUGGAGGCCAGGCUCGAAGCAUUGGAGCAGGAGGUCUUGAAGUGCCAAGGGAUGGUGGAACACGGACUCAACGCCAACCAUUCCAUGAUCACGAAAUUCACCCGUGACCACAAGCUGGACACCAAGGAUAUUGGAGAGGCCAUCUCCAAGCUUCAUAAGAAAAACGAGCAUCUCCAUGCCCAGAUCUAUGACCUGCAAAACCAAAACUGUGACUAUGAAUACAUAUUUAAUAGGAUGAGUUUGGCUGCAUAUUUGAGGAUUCCGGAGAUUCGUUAA
Molecule: messenger RNA, 426 nt
Organism: Aegilops tauschii subsp. strangulata
Lineage: Eukaryota; Viridiplantae; Streptophyta; Magnoliopsida; Poales; Poaceae
Source: RefSeq, a predicted model, not a curated record